AUGAUUAAUGUUGGAAAACCAAUCAACAUCGAUCAGAAGUAUUGUCCUUACCCACCUUGUGAAAAGACGGGAGCGUCUCACGUUCAGAUAAAGGACAUUAAGUAUAAAAACAUAUAUGGGACGUCGAAGAACAAAGUGGCAGUGAAUCUACAAUGUAGCAAGAGCUUUCGUUGCAAGAAUGUUGAGCUAAUUGACAUUAACCUUGAGCAUAACGGAGUUGAGGGUGGUCCUUCCACUGCCGUGUGCGAGAAUGUUGAUGGUUCUGCUCGUGGUAAGAUGGUUCCUCAGCAUUGUCUGGCUUGA
Messenger RNA from Microthlaspi erraticum, 303 nucleotides. The record is from the annotation of a GenBank genome assembly. NCBI's taxonomy places the organism in Eukaryota, Viridiplantae, Streptophyta, Magnoliopsida, Brassicales, Brassicaceae.